AUGGGUAACUGCUGUGCGUCGCCAACAGAGAGGCAGCAGCCGCUGCGGGAGCCGCUGCUGCAGGGGCCUCCCCCCGAGGCAUCAAACACAGUCGAAGGAAAUGAGUGGGCGGCAGUAACCAUGCAGCAGAACGGCAACGCACCGCUGCUUAUUAAGCAGGAUGCCAUGCUGAAGGCAGUGGGGGAUGCACCGGAGUUGGCGGACGCGGGCAAGGGAACAGGCAGAAGCAGCGUGUGCGUGGGCCCCAAAGACAAGGCUGAUUCUGGUGAACAGGAAGUUUCUAUGAGCCCGCUUACACCAUCGCGAUGUGAAAUCGCCGAGCCGGCUUUUGGGUGCGACGUGUCGGAAGAAGACUUUCUGAAUAGUGCGUUUUCCGACUCUGACUUCUUUACGGCGCAAGGCUCGCCGUUGAGCCUCCGCCCAACGCUGGGACGGGGCGUCUCCGUUGAGCCGUUCGCGGAGACGGAUGACGUGGACAUGCCCGAUGAUCCGUUUGCCAUGAGCGAGGCCUUCAUGUCUUGCCGCAGUUUUCGCCGCAUAGCCUCUGCAGCGGCGAAUGACACUCAACUCUCACAGCGGCUCCCAGGGGAGAGCGGAUGGCAGCUGCCAUUGCCGUGCCGCUCCACUCCGCUCACUGACGGUGCUUCUGACACGGCCUUCAUGUCUUGCCGCAGUUUUCGCCGCAUAGCCUCUGCAGCGGCGAAUGACACUC
Molecule: messenger RNA, 712 nt
Organism: Trypanosoma conorhini
Lineage: Eukaryota; Euglenozoa; Kinetoplastea; Trypanosomatida; Trypanosomatidae
Exons: 1
Source: RefSeq, a predicted model, not a curated record